This is a messenger RNA of Hippocampus comes (tiger tail seahorse), 3618 nucleotides long. RefSeq names its product potassium intermediate/small conductance calcium-activated channel, subfamily N, member 4 (gene kcnn4). The transcript has 10 exons. Bases 439 to 2004 code for a protein of 521 amino acids. Gene Ontology annotation, biological process: potassium ion transport. Gene Ontology annotation, cellular component: membrane. NCBI's taxonomy places the organism in Eukaryota, Metazoa, Chordata, Actinopteri, Syngnathiformes, Syngnathidae. The record is from RefSeq and is a predicted model, not a curated record. Gene Ontology annotation, molecular function: calmodulin binding; small conductance calcium-activated potassium channel activity.
AUAAUUACAGACGGCAGUGGAUCGGGGUAUUUUUAGUUUGUAUUUAUUAUACUCAAGAUAAUUCGUCAAGGGGAGAUCAGGCUUUGUGCCCUGCAUUGAGGCUAACAAGUGUUUCCCUUUUUUACUUCACUAUGACUUGCUGUAGGCCAACACGUAUUUUUUUAUGGGAACAGCAUAUUCCUUGGAGUUUGGCAGGAAACCCACUCGGUUUGUUUGCAAACACGCCGCGUGAACCGUGCAGGGCGCAGCAUAUGCUGCGCGCACACAUGCAAAUAAGAUAAGAUAAGAAAUACGUACGGACUGCCUGGCAUACAGCGGUGUGUGCAAAUCGGACCACAGUGCCGCGCCUCUCUUUUUCCAAAGGGAGUUAAGUGUACUUCCACAAUUAGCGGCUUCCAUGAACGUGAAACGCGACGAGGGACGCGUACACCUGACACUAUGUCCGGUGGCCAGGAGGGGACCGGACACGCGAGUCAAAGAUCUCGACCACCGGGGAGCGACGAGAGGCGCAAGGGCCGCCUCGUGUGCGCUCUGGAGAUGGAGAUGACCAAGCGCGCCAUCUCCAAGGUGGAUUGUGGGAACUACGACGGCUUGGUGCACAGAAACGGAGGGGACUCGGCGGAGGUUUCCGUGCCCGUGUCUCUUCCCGGCAAGAGGGGCACUCAAAUGGAGGGAGACGACCUGUACAGGCUGCGAGACAGAAAGUUCUUGCUGGAGGACAAGAAGCGGCUGUGCGCGCUCUCUUUGGGCUCAGCUCUGCUCGGAAUACUGCUGAUGAUCCUCCAUACUGAGAUGUGCCCAUUGUUCUACAAACCGAUUAUGGACAAAGCAGCAAAGAAAAACAACAAAGAUUGCAUGAAAGGCACCGAUAUUGCCUUAAUCAUCAACUGUUCCAUCACCCUGUCCACUGGCUGUCUCCUCAUCUUCAUCAUCGCGUUCCAUUACAAGGACAUCAGACUCUUCAUCAUCGAUCACAACCAGGUAGACUGGCGUAUCGCCAUGACCAGCCACAGGGUUUUUCUGAUCACUCUCGAGCUAUUAGCCUGCGCCAUCCAUCCCGUCGGCACAUACUGGGAGGUGGGCCUCCACGGCAACUCGUCUUUCUCACCUCCACUGUGUGACUCCAACCAUCACAACACGGCCCUGGCGAAUUUGGAGCUGCUGCUGUCGGUGCUGAUGUUCUUGCGCCUGUACCUGGUGCACCGGGCUGUCCUGUUGCACAGCAAAGUGUUGCUGAGCGCCUCCUACAGGAGCAUUGGCUCACUCAACAAUAUCAAUUUUACCUUCCGCUUCGUACUCAAAGUGCUGAUGAACAAGUACCCGGCUCGCACCCUGCUGGUGUUCAUCCUCUUCUUCUGGCUCACGGCAUCCUGGAUGCUGACCCUUUGUGAGAGACAGACUGCAGGCUCGACAGAUCACAUGGAAACGGCCUUGUGGCUCAUCGCCAUCACCUUUCUGACGGUGGGCUACGGCGACGUGGCGCCCAAAACGCCCUGUGGCAAAUCGGUGUGUCUCUUCACCGGAGUCAUGGGUGUAGCCUGCACCGCAAUGCUGGUCGCUGUGGUAACCAAGAAGCUGGCAUUGAAUAAAGGGGAGAAGCAUGUGCACUUUUUCAUGCUGGACAUCCAGAUCUCAAAAGGGAUCCGCCAUGCUGCUGCAAACGUGCUUCGCGAGUGCUGGCUCCUGCACAGAGCUAACCUGACCAAAGGAACCCGAGGAGAGCACCGAAGACACCAGAGAUGUCUUUUGGAGGCCAUCAGAGUAUUUCGUCACUUGCGCCUCAAACAGAGAAAACUGCGCGAUUACGUCAGUGAGAUGGUGGACCUCCCAAAGAUGCAGAUGAUCAUGUGUGAUCUCAGCGCCAAUUGGAAUAACUCGUAUCGGGAGCUGGAGCAACGGAUCCUGUCCAUGGAGCAGAAACUCGAAGAGCUGAGUCGCUCCUUCCAAGAAACCUCAAAGCUGCUGUCUCAGGUCUUACGUCACCGCAACCAGGAGAUCAGGUGACACGGCCACUGCCCUCACUUCAGAAAAUAACUUUUUGUCCGACAAUGCCUACAAAAGGGAGGCGGUGAACAUCUCCACCUGUGCACAGCUACUUCUACAUGCUUCCAACAUUUUGGAGGAGUGGCAAGAGGUUAUCUUCGGGCCCAGUUUCGGGUAUCCGUCACCAAUCACGACUGUGGAAGGACUCAUCGAGAGCUUUCAAAUGUACACUGUCAAGCUUCAAGACUUGCUCUGUAUUAUUGUUAUUUUUAUUAUUAUUAUUAUAAUACGCCAUUUUUAAGGGCUUUUUUGAUUGGACUCAUCAGUGCCUUAUUUAUUUUAAACUCAUUGGUGGUAGUGUCCAGUUUCAUGAAAGCUUUGCAGAGAUCAUGUUUCAACACAGCUUAACAAAAACGCAAUGUUGCAGACGAAGACACCUUUAUUUGAAAUUGUUUAAAAUCUUGUCGUGUUCGUGUCAAAUGAAAGAUCUUCAUUGUGGGAUGCAGACCUAGUUUUUGUGGGGACAUUGAUAACAGGGUGCAAGCUGGCUGCUCUUCAGUGGCCUAACUACUCCACCUAGCGGACAUUGAGUAGGUUGCGUAUAGUCGGAAUGAAAAUAUCAUUGACAGUUCAUUAAAACCCACAAAUUAUCGCAACACAGGAAAAUUGAACCACACAACAUAUGACGUACAGUGAACCCCCGCAUAUUCACUCUUAACAUUUUCAAAUUCACAUUUUUUUCAUUAUUAUCUAAAUAUGCUUUCCUCUGAUUGGUAGUUGCUUAUAUGUCGGUGUUGCCAUGUCUCUUCAAGUUGACUCCGUUGAAAUUUAGCGGGCCAGUGGACCAGAACGAUGCCCCAAUCACCCGAGAGCAUUUUUUUUCCCAAGAUCAUCUCCAUGGUGACACCCGCUUAUUUAUCGGCCGCUCGGCAAGCAUUCUGAUCCAAUUGUGAAUGUGUCGCUGUUUCCUGUUAAAAUUUGAGAAUGUAAUUUUAGCAUGUGAAAGCUUACGUUGACGAGGCAAUCCCCCAUGAAACAUGCCAAAACAAACACAAUACUGGUUCCAAAAUGCUUCGUAGUUUCUCCAAAAAUAAAUUAAAUAGUUGAUUCCUCAAUCCCUCUGAGGUUGGGAGCUUAAUCAAAGUUUUUGUUUCGCACUAGACACGAUAUUUAAGAGGCUGAGAUUCCGAUGAUUUGGAUAAUUUAAACAAGAUCUCUUAACCAUGAAUCGACGAUCAAAAUAGUUGUUGAUUAAUUUGAUAUUUGAGAAGUUGUCAAUUGAUAAAUAAUUGCUCCUAAAACAUACUUUGCUACCAUCAUGUGGGUAUCAAUACACUUAACCUCAUUUUGUGGGCGUCAAUUUCUUGCAAUUUUCUCUAUUCAUGGCAAGGUUGGAUUCGCAUACCCACACCAAUAGUAGGGUUUCACUGUACAUCUUCCAUUCAAACAAUCAAUCCCAAAACACAUUCCUCAUUGGAAAGGAAGCACUUUGUUAGAAAACCUCACAUGACUGGACAAACUAUCUCAAUGGGGAGGAUAAACUGGAGAUUUUCUUUUUUUGUAUGUGUAUAUUGCUGAAAUCAGUGACGUUUCUUGUAUUCUGCUGUUGUCAAAAUAAAUUGGAAUUUGCACGUC